AUGGAAGGUACAUGCUGUGAAGAGACUCACAAAGACUCACAUUACUCACCAGGUUACUACUGGUUGGGUAACAGCACUCAUAAGGUGCCAUUGGUCUUGCACAAGGAGAACAGAGCAAGAUUGAUCACUACCAUCUUGUCAUCAUCAGACAAGGAUCAGAUUCAACCAAACUCUUGCAUCUUGUUCCAAGGUGGAAAGGCUGAUUACUCUUAUGACUCUGAUCAUGAGCCAUUAUUCCUCCAGGAGAAGUUCUUCUUCUGGGCAUUCGGUUGCGAUAUGCCAGACUGCUAUGGAACCAUUGAGUUGGACAAUGCCGCCAACCCAACGUCAACACUGUUCAUCCCACAGUUGCCAGCAGAGUACGCCACUUGGCUCGGCCAGAUCCACUCCAAGGAGUACUACAAGAAGAUCUUCUUGGUGGACCACGUGGAGUUUGUCGGCGACAUGGCCGCCUACCUCAAGAACAAGCACUGCAAGACCAUCUACACGGUCGAGGGAUUCAACCACGACAGCCACAACACCACCAAGCCAAUGCACUUUAGCGGCAUCAAUGAGUUCACAGUGAACAACAGUAUGGCAUUCCCACACGUCGUCGAGUGCCGUGUCAUCAAGACACCCAAGGAGCUCGAGGUGCUGCGCUACGCUGUCGAGUCGUCAUGCCAUGCUCACAUGCAGGUCAUGAAGAAGAUCCGUCCAGGCCAGCGUGAGUACCAAUGCGAGAGUGUGUAUCUCUACCACGCAUACCACGACUUUGGUUGCCGCAAUGUCAGCUACACAUGCAUCUGUGCCGCCAACACCAACUCGGCUGUUCUUCACUAUGGCCAUGCUGGUGAGCCCAACGCCGCCAUCAUCCGCGACGGUUCAAUGUGUCUGUUUGACAUGGGCUCGCAGUACCACGGUUACUGCGCCGACGUCACCUGCUCGUUCCCCGCCAACGGCAAGUUCACCGACGACCAAAAGAUUGUCUACAACGCUGUGUUGGACGCCUCUCGCUCCGUGCUCGCUGCCAUGAAGCCCGGCGUCGAUUGGGUCGACAUGCACAAGUUGGCUGAGCGCCGUAUCCUCAGUGGACUCCUUCAGGGCGGUAUCCUGACCGGAGGUACACUGGACGAGUUGGUCGAGAACAAGAUUGGCUCGAUCUUCUUCCCUCAUGGACUUGGUCACUUCCUCGGACUCAACACUCACGACGUCGGUGGCUUUGCUGGACCCGAUGCCAAGCCCAAGAUCAACUCACUUCGUACCACUCGUAACCUCAAGGAGGGCAUGUUCAUCACGGUUGAGCCAGGCUGCUACUUCAUCGACCAUCUGCUCGAGACUGCGUUGGCCGAUCCCGCCAAGGCCAAGUUCAUCAACAAGGAUGUGCUGGCCAGGUUCAGAAGAUUUGGAGGUGUCCGCAUUGAGGAUGAUGUUCUGGUCACUGCCACUGGAUCAGAGAACUACUCAAAGAUGUUGCCAAGGACUGUUGAGGAGAUCGAGGCCUACAUGAAGCAUUAA
Messenger RNA from Acytostelium subglobosum LB1, 1494 nucleotides. RefSeq lists its product as hypothetical. Gene Ontology annotation, molecular function: metalloaminopeptidase activity; manganese ion binding. The coding region runs from base 1 to 1494 and encodes 497 amino acids. The record is from RefSeq and is a predicted model, not a curated record. The transcript is spliced from 3 exons. Lineage: Eukaryota; Evosea; Eumycetozoa; Acytosteliales; Acytosteliaceae.